This is a messenger RNA of Jaculus jaculus (lesser Egyptian jerboa), 1128 nucleotides long. It is a transcript of the gene Ankrd33, whose product is annotated as ankyrin repeat domain 33. Gene Ontology annotation, biological process: negative regulation of transcription by RNA polymerase II; negative regulation of transcription regulatory region DNA binding. Gene Ontology annotation, molecular function: protein binding. Bases 1 to 1128 code for a protein of 375 amino acids. NCBI's taxonomy places the organism in Eukaryota, Metazoa, Chordata, Mammalia, Rodentia, Dipodidae. The record is from RefSeq and is a predicted model, not a curated record. The transcript has 4 exons.
AUGUCGGAGUCACUGUCUCCUCCCAGUGACGAGACCCCUGCCCCAGCCUGCAGGCUGGGAGGCCUGUACUGGGCCUGUGUCCACAAUGACCCUGCCCAGCUCCAAGCCAGGCUGGAUGGUGGGGUCUCUCCGGAGGAGGCCACCCAAGUGGACAGCAAUGGAAGGACAGGCCUCAUGGUCGCUUGCUACCACGGUUUCGGGAGUAUUGUGGCUCUGCUCAGCCGUUGUCCUUUCCUGGAUGUGAACCAGCAGGACAAAGACGGGAACACGGCCCUCAUGCUGGCUGCGCAAGCAGGUCACACGCCUCUGGUGAGCCUCCUGAUCAACUACUUCGCGGGCCUGGACCUGGACCGCCGGGACCGCGGGGGGCUCACGGCGCUCAUGAAGGCUGCGGUGCUGGACCGCUCCGAGUGCGUGGCCGCCCUUCUCAUGGCAGGUGCUGACCUGAGCGCCGUGGAUCCUGUCCGGGGCAAGACAGCCCUGGAGUGGGCUGUGCUGACCGACAGCUUCAACACGGUGCGGAGGAUCCGGCAGCUGCUGCGGAGGCCCCGGGCUGAGCAGCUGAGCCAGCACUACCAGCCUGAGUGGCCUGCCUUGGCCCAGCUUGUGGCCCAAUCGCAGGCCCAGCCUGCCCCAUCCCUCCUAGAAAGGCUGCAGACCACCCUGAGCUUCUCCUUUGGCCAGUUUCCUCAGGAGGGGGGCGUCCUGGACCACUUUGUGACUGUCACUACUGGCUUGGCCAGUCCCUUCCUCACCACUGCCUGUCACACACUGUGCCCUGACUGCCCACCUGUGCUGGGCACCCGAGGCAAGUCUGUGCCAGAGCUGCUGGGGACUGCCCCGCCCCCUCCCCUGGCACCCCAGCCUCCUCAGACAACUCCUGAUCCCCAGGCCUUUGUACCCUACCAGAGCCCUCAGAGCAUGCUUCCUCAGUGGCUACAGUCUAGGGACAGUAACAGUAACAGGUCCCAAGUCCCCAAGAUCCUCCUCUCCAAGGCCCCCUCUUGCCCUAGACAGUGCAAGCUGAUUCCUAGGCCUACAGGAUGUCAAACUCUGGCCCUUCCUCUCUGGAGAUACCAGAAGAUCAAGAUGGAGAGGAAGAGUCAAGAGGAGGAGGGGGGCAGGUAG